CCCCGAAAGCCGAAAUUUGCAUGCGCUUGGGAGCUCACGGACUCGCCCCGGCUUGACCGAGCGGAUCCGCAACUCCGUGCCGGAAUAACAGGCGCCCGCGAUAAUACCAGUUCCGGCGCUACGGACAUCUAACACUCCUCCGCUGCUCAAGACAACGACCAGGCCUUGCUCCCUAUAUAUAGCUUCUCUGCAAUCCCGUGGCUCCGACUACCGCCACUGUGUUGCCCGCACCACUCGCUCGACGAACCCCGCUCGACAUACCACUUGCGCAGCAGCGAUACGCUGACCAUGACCUCACCAAGCAAACGCCGUAUCGAGACCGACGUUAUGAAGUUGCUCAUGUCCGAUUACGAGGUUAAUCUCGUGAACGAUAACAUGCAAGAACUCUAUGUUCGGUUUUACGGCCCUGCUGAGACACCCUUCGCUGGCGGGGUGUGGAAGAUUCACGUUGAGCUUCCGGACCAAUACCCGUUUAAGUCCCCCAGCAUAGGUUUCAUGAAUAAGAUCUUCCACCCAAAUAUUGAUGAACUGAGUGGCUCAGUCUGUCUCGAUGUUAUUAAUCAGACCUGGUCACCGAUGUUCGACAUGAUAAAUAUCUUCGAGGUUUUUCUCCCCCAGCUCCUCCGAUACCCUAACCCGAACGAUCCUCUGAACGGUGAGGCGGCCGCGCUGCUCAUGCGCCAUCCGAAAGAGUAUGAGGCAAAGGUCAAAGAGUACGUACAGCGGUUCGCAACCAAGGAGGCGGCCGAUGCAGCAGCCGACGGCGAAGAAGAGGAGCAAGACGAGGAGAUGAGCGACAUUGGUAGCAUAAGCGAGGACGAAGAACAAGUUGCAGAUGAUUGAUUAGUCUCUCUUACUCUCCCAGUUCGAGCCUUCUUAGUCUUUCUCAUUACCACUUACACGCCCCACUGCUUCUAUCCAUCGGCGAACACGUCUCCAUCACUCCCCUUCGGCUCACUCGUCUCCACACGCGAAGAUCUCGCACUUCAUCAUUGACGCUGUAUUAUUCGGUAUUAUGAACAUGCAUCCUGUACAGGACCGGGCGCGCCCGUUGUUGUAAUAUAUCAAGUCAC
This is a messenger RNA of Phanerochaete carnosa HHB-10118-sp, 1073 nucleotides long. RefSeq lists its product as uncharacterized. Gene Ontology annotation, cellular component: nucleus. Gene Ontology annotation, molecular function: ubiquitin conjugating enzyme activity. Bases 289 to 843 code for a protein of 184 amino acids. The record is from RefSeq and is a predicted model, not a curated record. Lineage: Eukaryota; Fungi; Basidiomycota; Agaricomycetes; Polyporales; Phanerochaetaceae. The transcript is spliced from 8 exons. Gene Ontology annotation, biological process: protein polyubiquitination; ubiquitin-dependent protein catabolic process.